Oncorhynchus mykiss (rainbow trout) is the source of this 7529-nucleotide messenger RNA. Lineage: Eukaryota; Metazoa; Chordata; Actinopteri; Salmoniformes; Salmonidae. The record is from RefSeq and is a predicted model, not a curated record.
AGAGAAAGAGGAGAGGGGAGGCAGUUUUUGAGAAAGAGAGGGGGGUGUUACUGAGGUUGGAGAAGGAGUGUGUUUGUUGGUUUGCUACUGGACAGUGGAUGAAUGCAGGGAGAGGAUCAGUAAGGUUUCUGAAUGGAAACUGUUGGUUUGCAGGUUCUAGAGAAGAGGUCACCCAUGAACAACAACCAUGGAGGGGAACAUGAUUACAACAGCGGGGACCGGAACCGGAGCUCACUCUGUAACCAUGGUAACAGGUCCCACUGGCACCCCGGACCUCCAGGUUCUGACUGACAGAGUGAAGCUUCUAGAGCACAGCCUGAGAGACAACGUCAGCUCCUUCACUGAGUCUGAGAGCGCUCUGCACAGCAGGAUUAGAGAGUUGGAGGUGUCAGAAAAGAGCCUGCUACAGAAGGUGGAGGACCUUACUUCCAACUCAGUCCUCCACUGCCCCAGCAUGCUGCAGCGCCAGAGGCUGGAUGAGCGGCUCCACGCGCUGAGGGAGGAGGUACGCUCCAUGUCCCAGGAGAAGGAGCGUGGGGAUCGUGUGUGGAGGGAGAGGCUGAGGCGCUGCCAGGCCCAGCUCAGGGCUAAAGAAGAGGAGAUGGGCCGCCAGUCUCAGUACUUUGAGCACUUUAAGAGCCAGCUGCACCACAAGCUAGGCCUGGCCAGAGACAGAGAGCAGGGCCUGCAGACCAGACUCUACCAGCUGGAGCGACCAGUGCUGGAGAUGAACGUAUCUGCUGCCACCUACAUAGCCCCUGUCAACACAGCUAGCACCAACUCCGUUACUGCAGACAAUGUCAAGUCCAUCAUGGUACCAACCUCAGGCCAACAGAGAACAGAGACAGAGAGACUGCCCCACCCAAGGGAGGAAGGAGAAGGAGAGGAGGAGGACGGUGAGGCGAAGACACAGCGGAGACACUACGGACAACAGCUCCAGCAGAAGCAGGGAGUGGAUGGUAGAGAAAUAGAGGGAGAAAGAGAGGGGGAGGAAGGGGAUGAUGGUGAGACUCUGGGGGGUGAGGCUAGACUGAGAAGCUUCAUCCUCAGCCUCCAGGAGGACCUCAGGGUUCUGCUGGAGAGGGAGGAGCAGGGGCUGGCGGAGCAGAGGGGGCUGAUGGAACAGUUGGAGGAAGCGCAGGAGAACAACCACUUCUUGUCCUGUACGUUGGAGGAGAUGAAGACGGUGGUCCACAGACUGAAGCUGACAGAGAGCUCCCUGAUGGAGGAGGUGGAGGAGCUGCAAGAGGAGAACCAGAGACUGUGUCAGAGGGUCAGCCACACUCUGAGACAGACCAACCACAGCCUGGGUUCUACUGACCCCAGCCCUGUCUCUACCCCCAGCCUGGCUACCUCCCUGUCAAACACCCCUGGCCUGGGUCAACCAGUUCCCUGCUCUGUGAACAACACUGACCCGGUGAAGAUGAUCCCAGGCCAGUCUUCACUAGACACAUACCCCUCUGCUCAACACCAUGGAGCAACAGAGAGGUCGCAGGAAAACUCCACUCUGCCUCUGCCCCAGCCGGACCUCCUGAACCUCUCAGGCCACCGUAGCCAGAACCCCGGCCUCAUAUCCCUGGGUACUAAGAGCGUUGAGGGUCUGGGGGAGUUGUCCCUGAGGGACUGGUGUCCUGGUCCUGGGGGCUUCCCCUCUCUCAACCUGGAGGAGGGGACAAGCGAGGAGACUGAGGCCCUGAAAGAGGCUUACAGGAGCAUGGGGGGCGACAUGGACUCACUCCGGGACCACAGGGACCAGCUGGAGAGCACUCUACGACACACACAGGACCAGCUGCACAGGGUGACCGAGGAGAACGCCCGACUGAAAUGUAAACUCAGGGCGCAGGGAGAAACAGGGGCCUGCGAGGUGGAGCUUGUUGGCGAGAGCAUGACAAAUGUCCAGGAAAACAAGGUGUCAACUCCAAACCUCAUACCCCAGAGUUGCAGAGACCUCACUGCAACUCCAUAUCAGAAUGAUACUAUCCUAGCCUUAGCCCAGGAUGACCUGUCCCUGUAUGCCUUAGCCCAAGAUGACCUAGCCCUAGCCUUGAACCAGGAGAACCGGGCCCUGGGCAGGCGUAUCCAGGAGCUCCUAGCCCACAUAGAGAGCCAGGAGGGGGAGAGUGAGAGGGAGCUAGUCCAGCUCAGGCUGCAAGUGUCCCUGCUAGAGAGGGAGAGCACCAGUCUGGAGCAGGAGAACCUGGAGCAGGGAGGUCUCAUCACUGAACUGACCAGGAAGACUGAGGAUGACCUCAACACUAUCAUAGAGCUGCAGGAAAGACGGGUCGAGAAGGGUCAGCUAGGCCUACAGCAGGGUGACAGUGGUUUGACCACUGAGUCAGAGUCAGUGCACGCUCAACAGGGUCAACCCACAGUAGGGGUUGUGACCAGUUUACAAGGUGAUCAGACGCCAGGGUCAGUGAAUAGUGGUGUACCACAGGUUGACCACACGGUUGAGUCAGUGUGUGGUCAGCAGGAGGACCGUUUGACCACGGAGUCAACGUGCAGGCUUAGAGAGAAGAGGGACGAGCUGAUUGGCUAUCUCAGUGAUCUCAAAGAGGAAAGAGAACAGGUAGCCCUCUCACUUAGCAGUCAGACAGAGGAGAAACACCAGCUAACACGCUCCAUGUGGGUUCUGAAAGAAGAACGUGACCAGAUCCAUAAGUCACUCUGCGGUUUAAAAGAAGAGAAAGAACAGCUGACAAGGUCCCUCUGUGGUCUGAAAGAUGAGAGAGACAAGGUGACGCGGUCAAUGUGUGGUUUAAAAGAGGAGAGAGACCAGCUAGUUCAGUCAAUGUUUGGACUCGAGGAGGAGAGAGACCAGCUAGUUCAGUCAAUGUCUGGACUCGAGGAGGAGAGAGACCAGCUAGUUCAGUCAAUGUCUGGACUCCAGGAGGAGAGAGACCAGCCAGUUCAGUCAAUGUCUGGACUCCAGGAGGAGAGAGACCAGCUAGUUCAGUCAAUGUCUGGACUCCAGGAGGAGAGAGACCAGCCAGUUCAGUCAAUGUCUGGACUCCAGGAGGAGAGAGACCAGCUAGUUCAGUCAAUGUCUGGACUCCAGGAGGAGAGAGACCAGCUAGUUCAGUCAAUGUCUGGACUACAGGAGGAGAGAGACCAGCUAGUUAAGUCAAUGUCUGGACUCCAGGAGGACAGAGACCAGCUAGUUCAGUCAAUGUCUGGACUCCAGGAGGUGAGAGACCAGCUAGUUCAGUCAAUGUCUGGACUCCAGGAGGAGAAAGACCAGCUAGUUCAGUCAAUGUCUGGACUACAGGAGGAGAGAGACCAGCUAGUUAAGUCAAUGUCUGGACUCCAGGAGGAGAGAGACCAGCUAGUUCAGUCAAUGUCUGGACUCCAGGAGGUGAGAGACCAGCUAGUUCAGUCAAUGUCUGGACUCCAGGAGGAGAGAGACAAGCUCUCGCAGUCUCUCUUCGGCCAAAAAGAUGAGAGAGACCAGUUGAUGCAGUCAAUGUGUGGUUUAAAGGGACAGAGAGACCAGCUAACACAGACACUCAGCCGUCUAGAGCAGGAAAGAGACAAGCUGUCAUCUCUCAGCCUUCAAACACGAGAGCGGUACCAGGUGGACCAGUUUGUCUCUGAUCUAAAAGAAGAGAAAGAGCAGCUAGUUCAGUCAAUGGAUGUUCAGAGAGAACAGCUCACAGAGGAGAGAGACCAAUUGCAGAUGGACGUCGCUACUCUACGGAAUCAGCUGCUGUUACAGGGGCGGAGCCACAGCCAGCAGCCCUCAGAGAACCACGUUGGCAAGGCAACACGGACAGAGGUUGUGGCUACAGAGAGAGGGGGUCAGAUGCCAAAAAUGCAUGAUGAUGGUAAUGUCACUCAUAGAUGUCUGGCCACAGUCUACUCCUACAAGACCAUCCGUCUGGCACAGUCUGCACAGGACCACUUGGGAGAGAAAGAGGAAACAGAUAUGGAGCAGAGUGAACUGAUGAGGGAGAUCGAGUCGCUGGGGUUAGAACUCAGAAACUCACGGGAGGUACUGAAGAAGACCCAAUCAGAGGCUCAAAGGUGGUACCGUGAGCUGGGUGUGUCUGAGGUCAGACGAGAGGAGGCUGAGAAGAGGGCGGGAAAGGCAGCCAAUGAGGUGAAGGGGAUGAGAGAGGAAACCAAGGAGGUGGAGAAAACAAAGACGGAAAACCACACACUGAGAGCAGAGUUGGGAGAGGUGAAGGGCAGACUAUUGUGUCUGGAGAGAGAGAAGACCGAUGCUCACACACUGAGGAUCAAGAUCCAAGAGAAGUUCAGCUUGCUUCAGGCUGAACUCAAAGCCAAGAGUGUUGCUCUGAAGGAGCUGAGUUCAGAGUACACAUCCCUGAAGGGAGAGCAGGGCAGCAGAGAGGACUGGAGCAACACACUCACCUUACUGAGGGUGCGCUAUGAUGACAUCAGAAAUAAGUACAAUGUCCUCCUGAGAAAGAGUCAGACGGAUCUGGACAUAGCUCCUCUAAAGGCCAAGCUGUCAUGUCUGGUGGUGAAGUGCCAGCAGAGGAACAGUCUACUGGUGCAGUUGAUGCAAGCCCUGCGUCGGUAUGGCUGCCUGGACUACAAUCUGACCCAGGAGGCUGAGGACCUGCUUAAUGACACAGCACUGCAGGACUACGCCAGCACCUUCACACCCCCACCCACUGCAGCUCUGCAGCAGAACACCCACCUUCUCCCACCUGCAGCCUCAGAACGACCGGAGUGCUCACAGACCUCUGCUGCAGCCUCCGCAGCACAGGAGCUGAGUAAAGCUGUGUCUGAAGGCAGUAGGAGGGAACACUUCAGAGUGUGUGUGGCCACAGCAGACUACUGCCCCUCUCCGAACAUGCCUCACACUCUACUGCCAAUGCUGCCCCUUUCUGCGGGUGAAUCAGUCCAAGUUACUGGACUUCCAGACAGACAUGGGAUGUACCAUGCCGAGGUGAAAGGGGAAUCUGGCCUGGUCCCUGCCCGUUUCUUAGAGGAGAAUGGGAGACCACUCAUCCUGACUUCCCCCUCGCCAGAGAGAUGUGCCAGUCUGACUAGGAAGCUGACCAGUCCAGGGAAGAUCAUCAACCUUCACCAGCAGUUGCAGAACACUCUCUCCAACAGCUACCAGGUUUUCCCUUCCAAGACCAGCCCCCAGGUUUACUCCAGUCCCCCUCCAGGACAGGGGUACUCCCCAGGAUACCCCAACCACAACCCUGCUGCCCCCAACCGACCCAAGCAUACCCUUGUAGCAACUACCCCUAUUAUUACUAGUACUAGUCUCUCUGCCACUGCCCCCACUAAAACUACCAGUGAUGGUGCUACCUCUUCUAAGCAGACCCCAAACAGAGCACAUCCAACUACCAGCCCUCCUGUCUACACCACCACCACCACUACUGCCCUUAGCAGUGGUAAAGAACCCCUCUCUAAAACUGGCUCUGCUGCUGCUACCUCCAAUGUUACAACCCCUGUUAAUACCCCUCCUACCGCUGUGGCCCGGACUGUUAAAGCACAAACUACCACUGCCUUGUGGAACACUGCCCCCACCAAAUCUGCCCCUCCACCUAUUACCGCUGGAACUACAGCCCCCACCAAAUCUGCCCCUCCACCUAUUACCGCUGGAACUACAGCCCCCACCAAAAUGGCCCCCAUCACUACUGCUCUUCCCCUUGCUGAGUUGUCACGACUGCCUGAUGAGGAUCAUUGCAUCAAGAAGCCCCUCUCCAACCUCCAGCCUGAACAAGCUAAACCACCCAAACUCAGAGCUAUACCAGAACCUCCAGCUGAGGUGAGCUCUGUUGAGGUCAUCAGGACGGUGGGACAGAGCAGCCUCAUGAUUGGUUGGGAGAGACCGCCACUGGAUGAGCUGGGCUGCAGCAACGGAACCUUUGUGUAUGGAUACAUGAUCUAUGUAGAAGGGGAGUUCCACAAGUCUGUCAUGAGCUCUGCAUGCACGAAGUGUAUUCUGGAGAAUCUGGAUCUGUCCGGCCAGGUCCACAUCAGUGUUCAGACCCUGGGCUCCAACGGUCUCUAUGCGGAGAAGGUCCACCUCAUCUACAGGGGAAAACACACCCAGUUUAGGACAGAUCACACCCGUGUCAACACAGCUUCUGCUGCUCCCUGCACAGACCCUGCCUACCGAGACUGCAGGACUCCGCCCCCACACCGACACAAUGGCUUCACCCAACCACUUGUGGCCAUCUACAACUACAACCCUCUGAAGGACAGUCCUAACCUCCACCCCAGCAGAGAGCUGGCCCUUAGAGAGGGAGACACCGUCAUGCUGCUAGGCAACCCACGCAACGACGGCUUCUGUCAGGCCGAGGUGAAUGGCAGACGAGGUCUGGCUCCUGUGGCGUUACUAGAGGAAGUUCCUGUUCCAGACAGACAUGUAAGCCCCGCCCCUCCCCAAUCUUCUCCUGAGAGAGGAGCAGAUGAUAGGCCACUGUGCCUGCCAAUCAGAGAGAGAACAAGAUGGGCCGCUGUGACUGUCAAUCAGUGAGAGAACAAGAUGAUGGGCCACUGUGGCUGCAAAUCAAAGAAUGCUUACCUGCAGAGAGAUUAUAGUGGCCAGAGUUAAUGACAUCGUCAAACACUGCCUGCUUGUGACACAAACGUUCAUAACCGCUCGCUGCCCAAAGUAAUUUGAAAUGGAAGGCUACAGUAGAGCAUCAGCCUACAUGUGGGAAGUUGUGUGGCCCAGUUUGACAUUGUGCUUCGAUGGACAGUUCCUUAUAGCCUACAUAAUACUCACUGAGAUUGUCGAAUCACCUCUAACUGUCACCUCUAUCAAAAUUAUCUCUAAUCACCUCUAUCAAAAUCCCUACUGUUCCGUGUGUAAUCUCUCAUGGACAGACGCACGUAAUAUAGCUGCUAUUGUAGUGUCUGUCAACAGACUGUGGGAUGCGACGACUAUCAAGGAACUUGAUCAGUGAUAUUUCAUCACUGAUAAUUUUGGACAAAUUACGAUUUCGCAUCUUUCGAAUUUCGGAAGGGGAGGGAACAUUUGGCCCAUAGACUUGCCUGUAACUUGCAAAGGCGGGUGGAGCUACUGCCCUGCUUCCACUGCUUGCUCUAGUCUCUUUUCAAACACAUCUUCCAACAAUAAUAACACUGGGUUUCCAAGAUUAUUCUGUAUGUGACAAGUGUCAAAAAGGUCAAAGGUUGGCCUAAUGGAUCUGACAACCUGUCUGUUAUCAAGUGCAUUCAUGGUAAUAAAGCUAGGCCAUUUUACUGGAUCCUUUAUCAAGCCAAAUAGGAUAAAAAGAGGUCCAUACCAAAGACUUGGAUAUUUCAGUUCUUUGUCGUUAUACACUGAACAAAAAAUAGCAAUGCAAAAUGUAAAGUGUUGGUCCCAUGUUUCAUGAGUUGAAAUGAAAGAUCCCAGAAAUGUUCCAUUCACAUAAAAAAAUCAUAUCUCCCUAAUUUGGUGCAGAAAUUUGUUUUACAUCCCUGUUAGUGAGCAUUUCUCUUUUGGCAAGAUAAUCCAUCCACCUGGCAGCUGUGGCAUAUCAAGAAGAUGAUUAAACAGCAUGGUCAUUACACAGGUGCACCUUGUGUUAGGG